This is a messenger RNA of Westerdykella ornata, 443 nucleotides long. RefSeq lists its product as uncharacterized. The record is from RefSeq and is a predicted model, not a curated record. The coding region runs from base 93 to 398 and encodes 101 amino acids. The transcript has a single exon. Lineage: Eukaryota; Fungi; Ascomycota; Dothideomycetes; Pleosporales; Sporormiaceae.
CACCGAUAGUACCGCCGCCUCCUCCUCGUCAUCAUCGUCAUUGUCACCUCAAAAGGCUGCGAUACUAUGCGCGCGGCAAUGAUAUCGAAAGAAUGGCGAGCCAUCGGCGUUAUAUCGUCAGACCGAUAAACCGCUCCGCUCAAACAAGCAAAUCUUCUUGCCAACAAACAAAUCCCUCAAAAGCAAAUACAAGAAGCAAAAGCGCUGCUCCUAUACAGGUUCCUUCGGCCUUCGAUUCGCUCGAAUUCCGGAGCUGGACGGACCCAUCAUCUCGACCUCGGGUCGGCUCCGGACGGUUGGGCGAUCAUGCAGGUAAUCCAGGCUCCCAGAGGAAGCAGUUCCCAGACGGACGUCGGGACGAGAUAUGCGCCUACGCUACGAGUCGCCGUAUCGAUUGAGGCUUCGCAGUACCAAGCAGACCCCGCGGAUCCAUCAAGGCACAA